Molecule: messenger RNA, 776 nt
Organism: Triticum dicoccoides
Lineage: Eukaryota; Viridiplantae; Streptophyta; Magnoliopsida; Poales; Poaceae
Product: photosystem I reaction center subunit VI, chloroplastic
Exons: 2
Coding region: 77-508 (143 amino acids)
Biological process (GO): photosynthesis
Cellular component (GO): chloroplast thylakoid membrane; photosystem I; photosystem I reaction center
Source: RefSeq, a predicted model, not a curated record
GUGCACGUACUACGUACCGGCAGCAGAAGGAAGAAGGUCAGGCCACCACACAUCCUCUGUACUGUACAGCCUCCCAAUGGCGUCGCUCGUCGCCGUCCAGCCGGUCGCCGUGAGGGGCCUGGCCGGCAGCUCCAUCUCCGGCCGCAAGCUCGCCGUCCGGCCCGCCUCCGCCGCCGUCUCCCGCUCCACCCGCAGGGCUCGCGGGGCGGCGGUGGUGGCCAAGUACGGGGAGAAGAGCGUCUACUUCGACCUGGACGACAUCGCCAACACGACGGGGCAGUGGGACCUGUACGGCAGCGACGCCGCGUCGCCCUACAACGGCCUGCAGAGCAAGUUCUUCAACACCUUCGCCGCGCCCUUCACCAAGCGCGGGCUGCUGCUCAAGGUCCUGCUGCUCGGCGGCGGCUCGCUGCUCGCCUACGUCAGCGCCACCGCCUCCCCCGACCUGCUCCCCAUCAAGAAGGGGCCCCAGCUGCCGCCCACCCCGGGACCACGCGGCAAGAUCUAAGUAGAUCUGCAAUCAAAGCCUUCUUCCUCCUCUCGCCUCGCCUCGCCUCGGCUCGGCUCGUGCUUGUGUACCAUGGAUCUGAUGGAUUCCCCUCUAUCUAUGCUUCUGUUGAUACUUGAUCGUUGUACUUCGUAUCAGUAAUUGGAAAGAUGCUGCAUGCAUGAUGCAUGCAAUUACUGUAGAUCAUUUGCUCUUUGAUGAUUGCUACGUACUGGUUUUUGUACCAUGUUUAGGCCAUACUGGCGAUUUAAAUUACUCUACUUGUCUA